Molecule: messenger RNA, 1368 nt
Organism: Paramecium tetraurelia
Lineage: Eukaryota; Ciliophora; Oligohymenophorea; Peniculida; Parameciidae
Exons: 3
Biological process (GO): vesicle-mediated transport
Cellular component (GO): Mon1-Ccz1 complex; intracellular membrane-bounded organelle
Source: RefSeq, a predicted model, not a curated record
AUGAAUUAGGACCAACUAAAUUUUGAUUUCUCUGUGAAAGCUUUAUUCAUUUUUAACCCGUUAGCCGUUCCGACCAUACCCAAACCAUCUGAGUAGGAUUAAUAAGAUGCAAAAUUAAUUUAUUACUAUCCAUAAGGUGCAAAUAUUGAAGAAAAGAGAAUUUAAACAGGAAUGGCUGAAGGUAUCUUUCAAUUUUUCGCGCAAUUUAAUCCUAGUCCUAAUCUAAUGGAACAGCAGGAAAAUAAAAGCAAAAAUGAAUCUUUGCAGUUUCAAACAAUACAUUUGGAGUAACAGACCCACAUCAUCUGCAGGGUGAGAGAGGAUCUUUUUCUAUUUAUAACCUUGGCUCAUUAAAAAAUACCAAAAAUAAAAACUAUUGUUGAGGAUUACUUUUUUAGUGAAUGCAAUAAAUUUCAUUAUAGUUUAUCAAAAAAUUUGUAUACUAAUAUUGCGGAGAAUUUUGUGGCAAACUUUGAAUUAUUUUAUGGAUACGAUUUAACACAAGUAAAUCAUUUCACAUAGAGAUGGAUUUUAUGUAAUGCAAGAUAUGGUACAGUUUUGAAUUUAUUUAAUUUUUAAUCAUUCUCUUUAAAAUAUGCUUAGAUUGAUGCUGCCAUUUAUUUGCAUCUUUAAUCAAUCCUAACUUUUGGAAGAUAAUAGGAAGCUUAGAUAACCGAUUACGUUGUAUUUUAUGCAGGGUAUUUCCUAUUUUCAACACUCCCCCAUCAGAAGGCAAUCCUAUUUAAAGAGCAUUAUUAUGGCGGUGGAUUGCCUUGGACAAACUUGGAAUCCAAAAUAAAUCUGAAAUUCCCAGCAUGUGCAGAAAGUUAAAUUGCCUAUCUAAAUUUCUUUAAUCUAAAAAAUGCAAUCAGAGAAGGAUUUACAGGUCAAAUAGUGUAUCUGAAUAAAUAAAAGAAAAAUAUAUUCACCUAUUUGGAUAAACAAUUAUUAAUAAUUGCAAUAGCAAAUCCAUUAAAAGAUUUACAAAAUCUACCGAAUUUGGUCAAUGUCUUUUCAAAAUAGAUUGAUAAAUUAGUAUACAAGUUAGAGAUGGCGAUUGAACAAUCUUAGAAAUAAGAUUUCGUUAGAUUCAUUUACUUCAAUGGCGUUAACUUGGCUUAUAGAAUAUCCAGUUAAUUGAUUGUCCCAAAAAUGAGUUCUGAAAAUUUAAGAAUACUGCAAUUGGUGUAUGAGAAAUUGAAUACACGCAAUCAAUAUGUCAUAAGAAUAGCAGGAGUGUGGUUUUAUGGAAAUAGAGUAUCUGAAAGAAAGGUUGUAUAUAUAUUGCCAGCUAAUAUUCCAUUAAGCAAAGUGGAAGAGGAAGUAAAUAAAAUUGCUGAAUAAACAUUCCCUAAUUUGCUUUUGUGA